Aphanomyces invadans is the source of this 1543-nucleotide messenger RNA. RefSeq lists its product as hypothetical. The transcript has 4 exons. The coding region runs from base 45 to 1370 and encodes 441 amino acids. NCBI's taxonomy places the organism in Eukaryota, Oomycota, Saprolegniomycetes, Saprolegniales, Verrucalvaceae. The record is from RefSeq and is a predicted model, not a curated record. Gene Ontology annotation, molecular function: protein binding.
GACCGCGGCGGCAUUUCUCUGGCGUGUUGAAGGAACGGGACUUGAUGGCCAUGGCUCGUCGACGGCCCGAUACGUGGCCGAUGGUCGAGUCAUGUCUUGGUUAUCUGAAAGAGCAUGCGACGGGUACCGUGAGAUCGUCGGAAGGGCGCCAGGCUGCAGACGUGGUGGCUGCGCUCAAGGGAGGCCACGUGCGGUGGCAUCACGAUGGUAGCGACUCCGCUUUAAUCGACCCGGCUGUUGUGUGGACCGCGUUGGACCUGCUCCUCCUUGACCCGUGCUGCAACUUGUACUUGUUUCCGCCCAACUUGUACCCGACUCUGGUCCGUUUACAUUCUUGUGACGACGCUCCUGAUCUUGAGAAGCUCAAGGCGUUGCUGCACUCACCGCCUGACCAUACGAAACACCGAUUUUUCCAUGUCAUGCACGUAUUGCACGAGAUUUGGACGAGAACGGGGUCGGCCAUGACGGAGUGCGUCGAGCGAUUCGCGCCUCUACUGUUCCGGGAUGGCGUCAGCGCCGUCCGCUCCAUCAGCCACAUGGAAGGCAUGCACGCUGCCAAGAGAUGCUUUGCGGCGGUCCUCCUCCACAUCGACUUUAUGAGUCGUGAUGAUGCAACUGAAGUGUUUGACGCGCUGAUUCAAGACACAGUCCACGCUGUAUUGUUUCCCGAGCCACGUGAACAAGUUGUCUCGUUGCUGCCACCAAGUGAGCGUGAGUCUGCUGCGCUCGAUCCAACACAAGAGCAACCAUUCCAAGAAACUCUUACCGUUGUCCGAGAUCGAAACGAGCUUGCUGCGGUCAAGUUGCAAGCGCUGGUGCGUGGGUGGCUUUGCCGGCGAUGGUCAGUCCUCGCGCUGUUGUUCCGACCGAAUUGGUCCGUGCCACGGCAUGGUGACGACUUCCGGCAGCUUCCAACCCAGCCUUGCCGUCGCCUGUACUUAGCCUUGACCAAGCAGGUCCUCCUUUGGCCAGUCGACAAACUGCAACGAGAAAAGGCUCAUGUCAAAGCGCGAUUGAAGUCGUUUGACAAACAAUUCCAACUAGCCCACGGGCGGCGCCCAUCGAGCGUUGCAGAAAAAGAGUCGCUGCGGCAGUUCUACGAGCUGUACCACUUCCUCGGGCUCAUCAUGGACUACCAGAUCACGGACGCAGCCGACCCGUCCAACGAGUGCGUGGACGGCACCGCUGUCUUGCACGUCAUGGAUGGUGGAUGUAGGGUACGUGGACGUGUGGUCGAGAUGUCGCGAGAGAGACUGGAAGCCAAGAAAGCGCGGCUCCACAUGCGCCUCGUCCUCUUUGAACGGCACUUUGAACUGUGCUGCAAUGAGCCUGUGUGGCAACAAGUUGGCACUGCGACGUCGACGUGCUGACCGCGACGCGCUUGUAGGUGCACAGUGAAGAUGACUAUGGCCACCUCCGGUCGUCCUAUAACGAAUACAAGAAAUUGUCGGGUUUUCUUGCACAAAACCAAGAGCCCCACGAAUAGAACCAAGCCCACCACCCACCUUAAGGUUGUCAAGACAAAAUUCCCCUGUUACCACAA